CCAAAUCAAUCUCUCCCUUUUAUUAUCAGCGCCAUCAGGGCGAAGAACGAAGCGGAAAGACGAAAAAUCCUCAUAGAAAUGCGACACCAAAACCUUUCUUUGCCUCACUAAAACCUUCCCUUCUACCUCCAUGAACCCAGCAAUGUCUCAAGCCACAUAUCUACUUCCUAACAACGUUACAGGUUUUGGACUGUCAGAUGGCAGAUGCGUACCAUGCUCUGGAGUUUCAGGACGAGCGGCCCCAGUCUCUUCUCGCUCUUUAUAUGUUGAACAUAGAAUUAAUGCACAGGUCAAAUUCCCAACCCUAAACUGUACUUCAUUGGGGGCUUCUUUUACGUGCAAUGCAACCUCGGGCGGUCACAGGAGAAACCCAGAUUUCUCUAAGCAGAAUAGGCAUGGCUUUUCUAGAGGCAGAAAUAGGCAAAAUGAGGAGAGAGAUGGCCUUGAAAAUCUUGAAGAAUCCGAUUUAUUAUCAUCUAAGAAUGGACCAUUACUCUCCCUUUCUAGUAGUACCCCUAAAUCCCAAGCCACUGCCACCCCAGGCCCAAGGGAGAAAGAAAUUGUUGAACUUUUCAGGGAGGUUCAAGCUCAGCUACGGGAGCGAGCUGCAAUGAAAGAAGAAAAGAAAAUGGAAGCACAAGGGCACACGAAAGGGAGUGAAACUGUGGAUUCUCUUCUUAAGCUAUUGAGAAAGCAUUCGGUUGAGCAAGGAAAGAGAAGCAGUGGUAGCAGCAGCAGUGGGGGCAAGGAUUUCAGUUUCAACCAAGUUAAAGAGAAUGAUCCAUACGAUGAAGGCAAAGGCACAAGCAUUUUUGGCUUAAGUGCAAACCUGAGAGAGAAGACACAAGAACCAACCAGAUCUUCUUUCAGUAGACCCAUAUCAAAUUUUCAACGUAAAUCCCCCGUGCCUCGGGUGAAAUACCAACCAAUUUACCCUGGGGAGGACAGUAUUGUUGAGUCCACUGCUGGUGUGAAUUCAAGGGGGUUGAAAUUCAAUGGAAUCGAGACAGGUUCUGAGAUGAAGUCGAAGGUUUGGGCACGGGAAGAGUCAAAACGAGAGUCGUGGAAAGAGCUGCAACCGCAAAGGGAGACAGGGCCAGGGCCAGACCCAGACCCAGAGUUUGAGUUGGAGCCAGAGCCUGAAUCAUAUGAGCUAGAGCAUGAACCUGAUGAGAUGGAGCCUGAACUGGUUAAUUUAUUAACUGUGUCUUCAGAUGUCAAUGAUACAUUUGAUGACGAUGUUAAAGACAAUGAAAAUUUUGAAAAGCACGAGGACUUGAACUCGUUGAAGCUAGCUGAACUGAGGGCAAUUGCCAAAUCACGCGGUUUGAAACGGUUCUCGAAGAUAAGGAAGAGCGAGCUUGUGCAGUUGCUAAGCGAGGCUCAAGAAUGAGAAAGUCAUGUAGGACAGAACUUCUGGGUUAUAGAAUGUUUAGGUGCUCUUUUUUUUCUCUUUUCUUUUGCUUGAAUAUAAUGAAAUCUGAAUGACCAGUUUUGUUUUGGAAUUAGCUUUUCAAAACUUUUCCCAGAUUGUAUAUCUGGCUAACAUUUUCACAGGUUCAGAGUACAUGUCAGCAACGCUCUCUUCUUUCUUUCACCUUUCUCCACUUCAGAUACUUUGUUCACUUUUAGAAAUGAAUCAUUUUUGGAUGAACUAA
This is a messenger RNA of Momordica charantia (bitter melon), 1658 nucleotides long. Its product is annotated as rho-N domain-containing protein 1, chloroplastic. NCBI's taxonomy places the organism in Eukaryota, Viridiplantae, Streptophyta, Magnoliopsida, Cucurbitales, Cucurbitaceae. Gene Ontology annotation, biological process: DNA-templated transcription termination. The record is from RefSeq and is a predicted model, not a curated record.